ACUCCAGAAAUUAAUGAUCAUGAGCUCGUAUUUGAUGGAGUCUAACUACAUUGAUCCGAAAUUUCCUCCAUGCGAGGAAUAUUCGCAAAAUAACUACAUCCCUGAGCAUAGUCCAGAAUAUUACAGCCGCGCAAGGGACACUGGCUUCCAGCAUCACCAUCAGGAGUUAUAUCCUCCGCGGGCGAGCUACCAAGAGCGCCAGUAUAACUGUGCAAGCAUCCCUGAACCUGACACGCCAAGGGGACAUGGAGUACCCCAUUCUGCGCACCUGCUGACAGGGAAAGGGCAGCCUGCAUCAUGUGAAACCCCACAGUUGUCCAUGUCCCCCGCCACCCCACCGGCCGCAACCUCCGCCUGCAACCAAGCUACCCCGGAGCAUCCAAACAGCACAGCCUCCUCCAAGCAGCCCGUGGUGUACCCAUGGAUGAAGAAAAUUCACGUCAGCACUGUGAACUCGGGUUACAAUGGGACGGAGCCCAAGCGGUCUAGGACAGCAUACACCCGGCAGCAAGUCUUAGAAUUGGAGAAGGAAUUCCACUAUAACCGAUAUUUAACUCGGCGGAGGCGCAUCGAGAUCGCCCACACCCUGGUUCUCUCCGAGCGACAGAUUAAAAUCUGGUUUCAAAACCGCAGGAUGAAAUGGAAAAAGGAUCACAGGCUCCCGAACACCAAAGUGAGAUCCUCUUCCUCCUCCGGGUCCAACACAAGCUCAGCAGCCGGCGCUGUUGCCGCUGCCUCGGCCACUAACACUGGGGCCCCCGACGAACUCACCGGAGCACAGCAUGGCGAGGAUAUUACCAGGUUAUAAAACCACGAGCCACCAUCGGGGGUAGAAAAGAACUGGUUAUUUAUAGAACAAUUAUAUAUUUUGUUUUCGUAGCUAUCUUGUGCGGUUUCCUUUAAGUCCAAAGUUAUAUAAAAUGCAUGUUAUAUAGCAUGGAUUACUGCGAAUACCGAUGAAUUAUUUUUACGUGACACACAGGGUUUAAUUUAUUUGAAGCUCAAUUAAAAAAUGAUGUUUUUUAUUAAAAAAAAAUGUUUUGAAUGAAGGAAAAAAAGUAGAAAAAAUAUACAUUUUAUCAAAAUGUUAUUGUGGGCCAUUCUUUUUGCCCUGCUGCCCAAGGUGAAAUGCACAAUCUAUUUAUUUCAAACAACACUGGAAGGAAAUCAAUAUAAUAAUAGUUAUUUUUGGUAUAAAGAAAAAAAAAAAGAAGCUGGAACACACCAUUGAUCUUGAACUUGUAUGUUUUGGAUAAUAACAAUGUGUGAAUUACCUCGUGUAUUUCAGAAACAGGAAUUUCUUUUUGAUUUACAAUUUAGUUUUGUGGUGUUGAUGUUGUGUUUAGACCGUUAAAAAGCAGAUUAUUGUGAAAUGCAAUAAACGGAGUGUAGUGUACUUGUGCUAAUCAUAUUGGUCAAUAAAACAGUGAGUGUCUACUAGUUUUAUACACGUUUGGUCGAACUUCAUUUUAGGCAAGAUGAGGUCUGCUAUUGUUUUUGGCUCUUCUGUUUUUUUGACGGGAUCACCUUAUAAAGUGUACAGAUGUGUGAAUACUUGAACAUUUCACGAGGGGAACAAGAAUCACUGUGUUUUCAGACUGUGUUUGUAAGUCCUGCGUCUAUUAGCAAUGUGUACAGACUGUGUGUGUGUGUGUGUGUGUGUGUGUGUGUGUGUGUUAAAGCCUCAUUUAUAAUGGACUGAAGUUAUUUCUAAAAUCUGAAAAUAGUUUGCGCUGUGCAUUAUGUGCAACCUCAUCAGUCUGAAGGGCAUUCAAUUAACGCUAAAGAGAAGCCACUGAGGCCCUCCACUCCAUCUGCACUGCCUCAGCCAGUGCUCCCUCCGUCCUGACUUGAACACAAAGCUGCAUGCGUUUAAAGGACAUUUGCAAUGUGUUAGAGAUUAUACACUGUUGUGGAAAAUAUUCUUAUUCAUUUUGUAACCUACGUAGCCU
Molecule: messenger RNA, 1952 nt
Organism: Epinephelus fuscoguttatus (brown-marbled grouper)
Lineage: Eukaryota; Metazoa; Chordata; Actinopteri; Perciformes; Serranidae
Gene: hoxc4a
Product: homeobox C4a
Exons: 2
Coding region: 14-808 (264 amino acids)
Biological process (GO): anterior/posterior pattern specification; embryonic skeletal system morphogenesis; regulation of transcription by RNA polymerase II
Cellular component (GO): nucleus
Molecular function (GO): RNA polymerase II cis-regulatory region sequence-specific DNA binding; DNA-binding transcription factor activity, RNA polymerase II-specific
Source: RefSeq, a predicted model, not a curated record